GUUUACAGACCUGACAUCGUGAACAGUUUGUUAUGUUUUGACUCCGUUAUCUUAGUUCAGAACUCUUCAGCAAAGUGAAAGAAAAACUGUUUAUACUUCCCGUGACAAGCUUGUAAACAGGAAUGCAAAUUGGGAAAUUGCAGCUACUGAAAUAGAUCUGGAAAAAAAAAAUCGGAUUCUGGUAUAGGCAAGAUGAAACCCUUACAGCUCAUCUGUCAGAACUGCAAUAUGCAGUAUGAAAAGAUUAAGGACUUUAAAGCUCAUGUCCGGAGUUUCAGACAUAAGAAGGAAGUGACAAAACUUUUCGAUACAGUGGUACAUAAGGGACCAGUUUACUUUCCCAUAUUUGUUUUCCUGGAUUACAUAAGAAACCCAAAGCAGACUCAGCCACUCAUUGGUUUCGACAUGGUGACGAUGUUUAUUACUCCUGAAAAAAUUGGUGCCCUUUACCUGUGCCAUGUAUGUGAGGAGCAUUUAAGCACUAAUGAUGUUGUAUCACAUCUGUGCUCUGUUCAACAUUACUUCAAUUACUUGGCGAACACUAAUCCAGAGUUGCUGCAUUUUGCUUGGCUCACUGACUCCUUGGCUUAUCUGAAAACCACUGCUUCAAAAGAGUACAACACCAAUGGUUCUGGUAGCCUACGGGUUUUCGAACUGCCAAAGAUGAUGCUGAAGAGGUGUAAAAAAAUGCCAUAUCAUCAGGCCAUGUCGAUGUUUUCCAAAACAGUCAAGCUAAGAGAAUGUAUCCAAGGCAGUAUACCACGGAGGAAAACAAUUCAGGAAUACAUUGCAGACCCAGCCAGAAAGAAUCCGUUAUUGGGCCUAAACUCACUGCUUGAGUACUCUUGUCCAGGAUUUUGUGGGUAUCUCUGUGUUCUGUGCCAGAAAAAAAUUCCAGCUGUUCAAAUAAUCUCCCAUUGCAUCAGCUUUGACCAUGUUUAUUGGUAUCUGGAAGCUGCUCACCCAGGCACUUUGGACCCUCCCAAAAGCAGUUACAAUCACUUCUCCCCCAUUCUCAACAAGAAGAUUCUUUAUGUGGCCAAUCAGGCACAGACUCUCUGCCCUCCAGUGGAAAUAGAGAGUGUGCAUCUGGAUUUGGACUCCUUUAAAAUCAUUAACUCCUCAAGCUAUGCUAGCGUUCUGGAAAAUCUACAGAAAAAACGGCAAGAAAGAAACCAGAGUGAACUAAAUUUUAGUACUACACGACGAGAACGGAUCGUGUUUUCUCCAGAAGAGCAUGAGUCAUCUGUUAGCACAGCAACCACAGACAGCUCAUCAGAGCAACAAGAGAAGAAAACACAAAUGGAUUCUCCUGUCGUGCAAACUAGAGAUGAUCCACCAUGCAGAAUUUUGUGUGUCGAAUGUGACCUGACGUUAAACUUUAUAAUAGACUACAAGAGGCAUGUAAAGGAAGCGCAGCACAGACAGAAACUCAUUGAGCUUUUUGGACCAGGCCAGUACAGUGGAGCCAUCUCUCAGAUUAAACUGUACCAGUACAUGUGGAACCGCAAGGCGUCUACCCCAGUCAUAGGCCUUCCACUGCUCACUGUGUUUGUACAGAGACAAAUACAUGUUACUACACCAUUCUACCUGUGCCAUGCGUGUGAGCUUAACAUCCCUGUCUCCUCCGCGUCUUCACACGUUACAUCCGAACAGCACUGCUUAAAUGUCUUUUCAUACUCCAAACCAGACCUUGUUUUUCUUGGAUGUCGGAAUUGGCACCAGAUUGCACAAGAAGAAGAACGGUGUCAGGGAAAGCAGAAGAUGGUCCUGCAAGUGUGUGAACUUCACCGUAAGCGGUUUACAGAAUUCAGGACCCUGGCAUAUGAGAAAUUCAUGGAAACAAUUGAGAAUCACUGUCCAAAACUGAAAAAAUGUAUUCAAGUUGAGAAGCGAGUGACACUGCAGUCAUUCUCGAAAAGUUUAGAAAGAAAGUCUCCAUUGCUUGGUCUGCACUUCAUGGUGAAAUAUACUACAACCCAGCAUUAUUUCAAAUGCAGUUAUCUGUGCUUGCUGUGUGAAAAGAUACUUCCAGAAAGGCAUGCCAUUACCCAUGUUUUGAGCUUUCCACACAUAUAUGCAUAUCUUGAUAUGGCCCAUCCUGGUUCCUUGAGGAAAGAAGAUUCGGAGCAGGUGUCUCUUAUCUUGGACUUGGCACAGCAGGCAGAGAAAAUCACUCCUAAUAUGACUCUAUGGGAAGUGGACAUGAGCAUUGGAAUGUUUAACAAAAUUGAAAAAAGCUCCUAUAUGUCUGCUGUGAAUGUGCUGCAAGAGGUUUUUAAAGACAAAGGACUGGGAGAACUCAAGCCUUCUGUUGUUCCUGGAGCAAGAUUAGUCUCUACAUUUAAGAUAAACAAGGAGAAUACCUCUUCAGGUGAACUACACGGGCAUACAUCAUCAGACACAGAGAAACUGAAAAUUGAUGAAACCUGCACCAUUACACCCAUGCCAAAAACCGAAGAGAAAAUGAAUUCAGAAAGCCCUGAUCCCUUAAAUACAGCACAUGAAGAGCUUCUGAAAACCACAUGUAUAUCCUCAAUGCAAGUACAGGAUGCUGAACCAUCAUUAGCAACAACAGAUUUGAACUUGAAAACUUCAGACCCUCAAAUUCCUUUCUUAAACGAUGAGCAAUCUGAGCCCCUGAAAUUAGUCCAGAAGACUGUGAAUCAAGAAGAACGUUCUGACCACAGCUCCACAGUGGAUGAUUUAACUGUAAAACUUCAAGACUCAAGUGUACCUGAACUUCAAGACUCAAGUGUACCUGAACAGCAGAGUACAGACCUGGGAAAACCUGCCCUGCAGCUGGAGGCUCUGCAGGAGCCAGUGCAGGCUCCAGCUUGCUUGAAUCCAGCAGAUCAUCAGACCCACUCAAAUUGUUCUGAAAUCGAGCGCUACCUGAAGACACCUCACAGACAACCUGUAAUAGGUUUAAAAACUGUGAUUGAAUGUUGCAGUGUUGGUCAACAACCAUUCUACAUGUGUGUCACAUGUGUAGAAAGAUGUGAGGAGAGCGACAUAAUAAAGCAUCUUUUGAGCCACGAACACAGACUCCAAUAUCUGGAAUCUAUAGGAAUCUGUGGUCCUGAGCCAGGCAAAGAAAAAGUGAUGCCUGAAUGGUUGCAAGCCCAAGCAGAUAUGGUAGAGAAGACGCAAGGAUGUGGAAAGGCAGAGACACUGAAGCUGGAUGCUAAAGAUUACCAUGAAAUCUUCACUGCACCCAUUGUAACUGCUUUGGAAAGUCUAAGGCUUUCGAUCUUCAAGUUGGCAUCUGAGAUUGAUGCAGAAAAACCAUACCUAAAAAGUGAUGAGAACCAUGGAUCUGAAACAUUCAAAAAGGCAAGAGAAACUGAAGAAAAGGACAGUCCACAUGCUCAUCAAAAAAAAACUGUGAGGUUCACAGAGCCUGACACAGAGCCUGGAACUCCUAAACAAAAUUCUGAUGAUCCUGCUCGAAGUUCACCACAUUUAUGGUCUUACCUCACAAGCGAAACUCGAACAGAGCCUGUAAUCGGUUUGAGUAUGAUCACAGAAUAUCGUAAUCCCAAUGGUGCAAACUCCUUUCUGUGCUCCUGCUGCAAUGUAAUUCUUUCCACACAAAGUUACAUGGGCCACCUGAUUAGCUCCUGGCACCGCUUCAAUUACAUUAAAAGUAAGGAUCCAGAUUUUGUUGUGGCCGGGAAAGAGGAAAUCAAAAUUGCAGAGCUCCGAAAGAAAGCACAGAUUUUACAGGACAGUGAGGGCUGGGGAUGCCUCAAGGUGGUAGAUAAAGAAAGUAAGCAGCCUAAAAAAAAGACACAGCAGGCAUCAGGAGAUGUUGAAAAAGAGACUCCAGACAAUGUCCAGAAACAGGAGCCAUCUGAAAUCAUCUGUUAUACUGAGCCACAGGACCUUGUGCCAAAAGACCAGACCAGUCAGCCAAAACCUACAAAACAACAGAACGAGAAGAAAACUAACAGUGCUGAACUCAAUGCUGUAACUGAUUCUGAAGACUCUGUUAACACCCAGAAACUAGAGCCAUCGCAAACUGGAUAUGAUACAGGCGAGGAAAACGUGCUGAGAGAGCCACAAGACCAUAACCUUGUGCCAAAACCUUCAAAAAGCCAGAUAAAGAAGAAAUUAUCCAAACACCAUGCUGUGAUUGGAUUGAAUUUUGUUACUUGUGUGCAUCAUGACAAAAAGAAGCUGUUCUUCUGUGAACUGUGCUCUGCCCGAGGUCAUUUUGACCACUUGUCUAGUGAGACUCACAGGAAAGCCUAUGUGGAACAUAAAUAUCCUGGUUGUACUGCAACUGGCACAAUUAUGAAGAAGCAGCUGAAUAAGAUAGCAUUGAGUUUAGCCACAGUGGAGAGAAGCACCGGGAUAGGAAUGAAGAAACUGAAUGUCACUGCUCAAGUCUUUACGGCCUUGCGUACUGCUCCUCUCAGUGAAGCCCUGAGUCACCUAAAACUGCUGCUGACAAAGCCAGAAGAUGGAGUUGACCUGAAAGCUUGUAUUUCCCAACCUGAACCUAGCACCUUCACAGAACAUAGUGUUUUCAACAAUUCUGUUCAUCAUAUGAUAUGUUCUGCUGCAGCUGUCCACUCCAUGCAGCAGGAGAAACCCCCCUUGCUGGAGAAUCAUUCAUGUCCAGGUGAAAUUCCUAUUCCUCGAAAUUCAGCUUACUCUUGCCGCACCUCUCCUCUGAUUUCAUGCUGUCCUUUCUCUGUCCCUAUCCCAUUUAUUCCUAAUUCAUCCACCUUUUCUAGAACUGUCUCUUCUCCUUUCCUGUCCUCUACUGACCUACAUGCUCCCGCCUACCACUCCAAACACAUAUCUACUCCACCACCACUACUUUCCAGCACCAAUUCUUCUACCGUUCCUUCAUCAACUUUUGUCCAUAUUUCACAUCCUCUCUCCUCUCAACCGGAACGUCCUGUUCAGUGUGUGCUUAUACCCCAUCUCGAGCAUGAAACCGUAUCACCUCUAUCUGCAUCAGACUGCCAGGAUGUAACCAAUAUUGCUCCUUUAUAUUCAUGUACGCUUCCAACUCCUGUAAAACUGACUUAUCUCAUGGGAUGUGAAGAACCUACAGAUGUUACAGGUGCUGUUCAAGAGACAGUCCCUGGUGUCUCAACUCUGUUUGCUGAGUCUAAAGGAGCAAUUGUAGGCAGACACUUCAUGAUGGAACAGAGUAACGCCUUCAGGUUUCUAAACGUAAAGGGACUUUUGGCUAAAGAUCCAAUUAUAGGUCUGUCUAACGUAUGGGAGUGCCGAAGAAUUUCACAGCCAACUUUUUUCCUGUGUCUAAACUGUGCUGAGAAAGUUAGCAGAGAGAAGUUUUGUAACCAUAUGAUCAGCGAACGACACCAACGCUUAACCAUUGAAACUCAGUAUCAAGAGGAAUUUCAUCAAUGGCAGAGGCAUUCUGUCCAUCAGAUGACCUUUCGUGACUUGGCUAAGACCCUGGCAUUGAAAGAGAAGGGGUUUGAUGCUAAGGUCUUCAAGUUGAACAAACCCCAGUACGAAUCUGUGACUUCAGCAGACUUCCAUGAUGCAUUUGUAAUACUAAAGAUGAUGGAUAUGAGUGCCCAGCCUUCACACCCUGCAGGCCAGAAUCAGAGAAGCAAUGAAAUCUCUACGGCAAGGUCACCAUCAGAGUGUGUAGAGGCUGAAAAAGAAAGAGAUGAUCAGUCCCAUCGAAGCUGUGAAAACGCAACACAAAUUCAAGAACUUCACAGUAGUCAAGUAGAAAUCAGAGAAUUUUAUAAUGAUAGAAACAGUACAGCAUACACCAGCUUACAAAGUCAAAGCUCUCCAAAAGCCUUGCCAGAGAGUAAGGCUCAAACACCACAGCCCCAACAUCAAUCUGUGGUAAUAAUUGAUCUGACAGCUAAUUCUAACAGUGAAAAACCUACGUCCCACUUUCCUAAGCCAAUAACUAAAAGGACAACGAAAAUCCCUGCUACAGAAACUCAAGAGUCAGCCACAGCAGGUUUACAUGAAAGAAUGCCGGCUCACACAUUUCCUCAUACAACCACAAUCAAGCCGGAGAAAAGUGACCAUGAGCAAGGGAAUUCCCCCAAGCACACUGAUUUGAAUUAUAUCACCAAAAAUAAAACAGAGGCCGAUGCAUUGGUUGGUCUGAGUGCAGUGAUUGAGUGCAGAAAUGAUGGUCAGGCUUUGCUGGACUUGUGUGUGUCCUGCUCCACCAUAAUCGAACCUAAACUCAUCAACUACCACCUUGUAAAAUCUGGCCACAGAUAUAAUUACCUGAAAAGACGUUACCCACAUAUGUUUGAAGACUGGUCUGAUUCUGAUAGUAGACGUGAGAACUCCAAGAAGCUAAUGAAAUUUGCUCACAAAGCAAAGGUGGCCAAUGAGGAUGAGCCUGGUGAUCCACAGGUGAUGGAACUAAACUGUGAUGACCUAAAGGAAGUAAAAGCUAUGUCAUAUGAUAAAGCCAUCAUACAUUUGCAGAAAAUCAGAAAAGGGAAGAAACUUCGUGCUCUCAAAACUUGCAUUUCUCCCAAGAUCAAAAAAAAAUUAAUAAAACAGGAGAGAAUGGAAACAGACAUAACCCAAUAUUCACAACAGCAACCUGGUAUGAUUUCACAUGGACCAAGGAGAGCUUUAAAGCGCAGAGCUGUUCAAGAAGAUUUACCAGUUCAGUCCUUUCCAGGGAAAAAACAAUGCUCUGAUGUGCCAUCCAGCCUUUUGAAACAGUUCCCUACCAUGGGGAAAAACCAGGAAACAUCAGAUUCAUCAAUAAAGCAAAGCAUGAUCUCAGGUAGUGAUUUAGGCAGUGAUACACAGUUCCAGCAGGAGUCCUCUAUUUUGACCACAGCCAAUCCUAAUAGAUCUUUAUACUUUAUUCCAACAACAGAUCCAAAGUCUUCUAAAAGUAUAAACCCCAAUUCUCAUACUUAUAAAAGAACUACAUCCAUGCACAAAAAUGUGCUUAAAAACUGUGAAAAUCAGGACACCUCAUCCUCCAUUACUGCACCUCAGCAAAAGGACUCGUUUCCGAACACAAUUAGUGCUCUCUCGUCCAUGAAGGGCCAAGAAAUUGCUCGGCUGUCUGAACGAGCUUCAGUGAGCAAGAGUUUAAGAGGGAAUGCCUGGAAUUAUGAAAAUCGACAGUUCAGCCCUGAAACAGCCAGUAUGACCAUUACAAACACAGUAGCUGAAAAUUCUGCUGAUACUGGAGUUUUAAAGCAGCAGUUCAUUGCAUCCUCAGUGCACAAUUACAACAGGAACAUUCCAGAUAAAUUUCUGGUAUCCAAUCAUGGCGGAGCGACUUCUAUCACCAGUCAAGUGACGCCUGAUUAUGCAAUGACUCAUCAAUAUCCCAUGUAUAAGCAUACUGAAUACCCUUCGAAUACAUUUAAUACAGCGGCAUCUGAUUAUCUGCCAGUACGUGAAAGGGCCAUGAAUUAUGAAUCGGCGGCCCCAGGUAUUUCUACAAAUGCUACAGAUUUAAUGAAUGCAAACUCUGCACAAACAUCACAUACAGAUUAUCAAGGUUUACCAGUAUAUCAACAGAUUCACGACCCAGAGACAUGUCAAGCCUACUAUGCUCGCUAUUCUUACAAUCAGGCUCUUCACACUAACCAAACAGCAGCAGAUGAUGAAAAUGUCACUUCCACCCCUGCACUUGAACAUGGUGUUUACCCACUGGCUAGCUGGCCACAAAAAAAGAACUGAAGAAGAACCUGCCAAAGUAAAGGACUUCACAAAUGCUGAUUAAAAACAAAGUAAACAGCGAAAACAAGCAUUAAUCAUUUAUUUUCAAAUAUGACCUACUUUUUCAGUUCUAAGUCAUUUAUAUAUGGUCUCAUAUUUCUGUUCUGUACAUUAGUCUGUAUAAUUGUUUCAUGGCCAGCUGUUAUAAAUUCAAUGAAUAUUAGAGAUACAUGCGAUGUUCUGUAAAAUUCUCUGUAUUUGUAUUUUAUUGGCCACAUGAGCCUGUCUUUGUUUAUAAAAGACAAUACUGUUUUGAGUUUUUUUAAAUAGUUUUACCUUGACUGUUAUGAAUGAAUAUUAUUUUGAAAGCAUUUACAUGUUUGCAGAUUUGGAAGUUUGUG
Messenger RNA from Tachysurus vachellii, 8063 nucleotides. RefSeq lists its product as uncharacterized. The record is from RefSeq and is a predicted model, not a curated record. The coding region runs from base 193 to 7683 and encodes 2496 amino acids. Gene Ontology annotation, molecular function: zinc ion binding; nucleic acid binding. NCBI's taxonomy places the organism in Eukaryota, Metazoa, Chordata, Actinopteri, Siluriformes, Bagridae. The transcript has 68 exons.